AUGGCUAAUGCAUCUCAACGAAGUCUUCAUCCAAGUAAGAGUUUCAUGAAUACAAUUAAUCGAGAAUCUGCGCAAGAUGUUCUAGAUUCUGUACAACGAAUUCAUAACCUUAUCGAUUCCAUAGAACAUAAGCAGGUUGAAAUUGAAAAAGCUUGGUCAAAUAUGGAAAGAAAUAUAGAUGUAUUAAAGGAAAUAGAUAAUCUUGAAGAAGGUGUUGCUAGUGUGACGAAUUGGAUUCUUGGUCCUGCCGAUUCUAUGUUAAAUGCUCACUACCAAAUAGGUUUCGACGUAGCUUCAUCGGAAGAAUUGAGGCUAGAGCAUGAAAAACUUGAACUAGAAUGUAGGGAAACAUAUGGGAAAUAUGCUGAGCUUUUACAUAAAAUAGACAGUAUAUCAAGUGACUAUCUCUCCGAGGAUUUAAAAUCCCAAAGAGAUUUUAUGGAUUUUGUCUGCAGAAGUUUCGCCACAAGACUUGAAAAACGAAGAAAUGUGCUAAUUACGUCUCAAAGAUUUUUUCGACUUGUUUCUGAGUAUUUUGACAAAACGAGUGAAGUUUUUGAUAAAUUAAUAAUGGGAAGUCGAACGUGUAAUGUUUCAAAUGCUGGAGUAAAGCUAAUGAAACUUGACCGUAGUCAACAGAAACUAGAAGGACUAGAGCAAGAAUUAGUUAAAGAAGGUGAAAAAUUAUCAGACGUUCUUUCUAUGCCAGUCAAGGAUGCUUUAUGUCGUGAUGUUCUUAUUGACUAUGGGGAAGAUAUUGUAAAUAUUAAAGAUAUUUUAGAUGCUACCAAUGCGAGGAAAAAUAUUUUCAAUGACAGUGUCGAACUUCAAAAACUAACAUUAAAACAAAUUGCACUCGUAUAUACAUACGAAAGUGAUGUGGAGCAGGCUAUAAGUUGGCUUAAUGAUCUAUUUGAUGUACUGGUUGAUAGUCAUGUCGAAAUUGGCUGUAAUGUUACAGAAAUACAAGUGCAGAAACAAGAACAUCAAUCAUUUCAAGAUACCGCCAGAGGAACAUACGAGUAUGGCUGUCAGUUGGUGAAUGGUGCGAAAGUCUUGAGAAUUUCGUGUAAGCUGGACCUCAUGAGCAAUAUGGGAUUAUUAUCUAGAUUACGGCAGGUCUGGCGUCAGCUCCGAUCGGUCAGCCAAGAACAAUUGACUCGCUUGAGAGUCUGUGCUGUGUUUCAUAAGAACGUUGCCGACGUAAGUUAUUGCCGAUAAAUAAAGUAGAAAUUAUCUUUUUGUAGAUGUUAACUAUGAAUUUA
Molecule: messenger RNA, 1265 nt
Organism: Ceratosolen solmsi marchali
Lineage: Eukaryota; Metazoa; Arthropoda; Insecta; Hymenoptera; Agaonidae
Product: SEC14 domain and spectrin repeat-containing protein 1
Exons: 8
Coding region: 1-1221 (406 amino acids)
Molecular function (GO): phosphatidylinositol-5-phosphate binding; phosphatidylinositol-3,4-bisphosphate binding; phosphatidylinositol-4-phosphate binding
Source: RefSeq, a predicted model, not a curated record